AUGUCUAUAAGAAGAACACAUUGCAUUGCAACCACUUGGAUGAAAUUAAGUUGUGAAACAAAGCUGUUUUGGUUGUUUGUCUGUACAUUGAGAGAGAGUGUGUAUUAAUUAGGAGCAGGCGAUGGGUUCUCUUAUGGCAGGUUGGGACUCUCCUGUCCCACACCCUAAUCUUGAAAAAUAUAGAAGGACUAAAUCAUUGACAAAGGAAGAAAUUGAAGCGUUUUGGAAGUCCAAGAAGCUGAAAGAGGAGGAGCACUUGAGGGAUAUUUCUCUUCUCUCCCCUCGCACCCCCCAGAAAAGUGUAUUUGAGGAAGGUGGUACAAAAAUUAGAAGAAAGGAGGAGGGAGCUACUACUGCUGACCCACUACUGUCCACAACAGAGACGGAUCUCUUAGAGACGGAACCUGAUAAAAAUCUUGAAAAACUAAUACAAAAGAAUGGCUGGUGGAUCAGUAGUAACUGGGCGUUUCUGAACGAACCUCCGGUGAUUGCAACGGAAGGGACCCGGCAGAAGUACGCUUCCCAGUUUCACGUCGGGAAUAUGGCCGGUUCAGGCCGGACCGGAAUCAACGCUUGAGUCUACUUUUGAGUUUAUAUAUGACUUGAUAAUGUAUGUAAAUAUGGUUUGUGUUUUGGUCUUUUCGGACAUUUCCUUCCCACUCUUUUUCUGGUGUGCUGGCUUGUCUGUACAUAGCCUGUAAUAUUCAUUUAAGCAACAAUGUCAUUGCGGAGUUACCAAAUUAA
This is a messenger RNA of Sesamum indicum (sesame), 744 nucleotides long. RefSeq names its product DNA polymerase epsilon catalytic subunit A. NCBI's taxonomy places the organism in Eukaryota, Viridiplantae, Streptophyta, Magnoliopsida, Lamiales, Pedaliaceae. The record is from RefSeq and is a predicted model, not a curated record.